CUGUCACUGCCUGCUUGUUGUCUCUCAAAGCAGCUGCUGCAGGAGCAGCAGCCGAGCGGCGGCUGAAACCCAGCCAGAGUGUGCCUAAAAUGGCGCGGCUGGUCGGGAAGCUCAGAGGAAAAGGGCUGGGAUGACUCAUUCUAUCUGGCUGGAAGAGUGAAGAGUUGCAGAAAGCAGAAUGAGGAGGUGGAUGGGAAGCAGCGCUCGAACCCAGACCAGACGAGCUCCUUUCACGAGGAGGUGGAUGGGAAGGAGCGCUCGAACCCAGACCAGACGAGCUCCUUUCACCAUGUUGCCCACAAAACUAUAACCCUAUCCAAAGAGUGGGGCGGGGGAUGUAGCGGGACGUUGUCAAGAAUGUCACAGCGGUAAACUCGGUGAAGCUGCUUUUUGCGAUUUACGUUGCGUGGGAACUGGACCAUAAUGGCACACAGGUUAAGGCAAGACUUUCUCGGCUGGGCGGCGGCGGGAGAAGAUGCGAGAUCGCGAUAUAAAUACUUCUUCCUCCUUAAGCGAUUAUAAACACGUGUGAAGAAAGGCCUCUGUUUUAAGGUGAAGUCAUGCUUUCUGCAACUCCCCUGUAUGACAACGUUCACAGCUGGAUGAGCAAUGAGAGGGUCCGCAUGUGUGGAAUUAAUGAAGAGAGGAAAAUCCCAGUUAAUGAUGGAGAUGCUUCGAAAAGCAGGCUGGAAUUAAGGGAAGAAAAUCACCUGAACCACAGUGUGGUGGAUGCAACGGCAGUGCAUCGCAUUGACAGCCUUGCAGCUCUGAGCAUGGACCGGUCUGGACUUAUGCGGGAAGGGCUUAGAGUCCCCAGUAGUAUUGUCUAUUCCAGUUUAUGUGGACUUGGCUCAGACAAGCCCCGGGAUGCUACAAGUGCUAUUGCUGGCCUUGGAUUUGCUCCUGAAAGAAAUCCAGAGAUACAGUUCAAGUCUAAUCCCACUGAAGCAAUUGAAAAUGCGGCUGGAAAACCCCCAAAUGGCUUCAGUGCUAUGUACAAAACGCCACCUGGAAUACAAAAGAGUUCUGUUCCAACUGGGGAGACCUUAGGCUUGGACAGAAGCUCAAGUGACAAACAAAGUCCUCUCAAUGUCAAUGGUGCUAGUUACCUAAGGCUACCCUGGGUAAAUCCUUACAUGGAGGGUGCUAUUUAUCCUUUUCUCGAAUCACCAAAUAAGUAUUCAUUGAACAUGUAUAAGGCCUUGCUACCUCAGCAGUCCAAUUACAGCUUGCCACAGCAUCUGACUUAUUCACCUGUAUGUACAAAUGGUGAACGUUUUUUAUACUUGCCACCUUCUCAUUAUGUUGCUCCCCACAUUCCAUCAUCGUUAGCUUCACCAAUGAGGAUCUCGGCUGCAUCUGCAUCUCCAGCAAUUCCCUCUCUAGGACAUUGUCCAGAGAAAAACUUGUCUUGGAAGAUGGGAGUCAGUCCUGGAAAUCCUGUGGACUCUCAUGCCUAUCCCCAUAUCCAGAACAGCAAACCACCCAGAGUCCCAACUGCUAAGCCCACUGCUAGUAAUAUGCCAACAGACUCUGCUGUUCUGCUGUCUCAUUCACCAAGACCGUCACCUAGAGUCCAUCUCCCAACACAGGUUGGGGAUUCUUACUCAGAGUUUCAAAAACACUUUUCCAGAAUUUCAACAUCACCUUCUUCAGUUACACUCCCAAAGCCAUACAUGAAUGUAAGCAAUGAAUUUCCUCCUUCAAGAGUCUCUAGUGGAAAAGCUCCUAAAACACAUGACACAGGUGAAAUCUCACAGCAACCUACAGUACAUGCAAGGAAAACAGGUCAUGACAGAAAGGAUAGCAGAUCUCCUCCAUUAUUAGAAAAACAACAAACUAUUACCAAAGAUAUUAUAGACAAACCACUGGAUUUGUCGUCAAAAGUUAUUGAUGUGGAGACAGCCAAAUCUGAUAAUGUUAAGAAAAUGACACCAAGUGUGUUAGUUCAUAGCAGGGCUGGAACUGGAUUGGUUUUACCUGGAGGUGAUCUUCCAAAAGAAACCAUUCCUCCUGGAAAUAGCUGUCCAGUCUAUAGACCUGAAAUAAUUAGCACUGCACCUUCUUCCUGGGUUGUUCCUGGCCCAGGUUCCAAUGAAGAUAAUUGUGGUAAAACCAUGCAGUUGAAAAACAAGGCAUUGGACUGGGUGAUACCACAACAGCGAAGUUCUUCUUGCCCUAGGAUGGGAGGUGCAGAAGCAGUUGUCGGUAAUAUUUCAGGGUCUGUAUCCAGUGGAGGUCGCCCAGCAUCUGCUUCUCCUGCUCCAAAUGCCAAUGUAGAUUGCCCUAAGACUAGCAACUCUGUAGAGACCACUGCAUCUGUCAUACAGCAUAUAGGACAACCUUUAGCAGCAUCGUCUUCAAAGCAUAGUAGUAAGGCAGCUAAAUGCAAUAAUCAAGAACCUGUCUUCAAAGCAAAUGAGAACACCCUUGCACCAAGUUCCAUAUUUUUCCCUCCAAAUGAUGCAUUCCGGUCUCCGCCAUUGCCCUAUCCAAGAAGCUAUCUCCCAUAUCCAGUUCCAGAAGGCUUAGCCAUAGGCCCUUUGUCUCUACAUGGAAAAGGACCUGUAUAUCCUCACCCUGUUCUAUUACCCAAUGGUAGUCUUUUCCCUGGGCAUCUAGCUCCCAAACCUACCAUUCCAUAUAGCCUGCCAACUAGCAGAGGUGAGUUCAUGACGUAUCAGGAUGCGUUAGGUAUGGGGAUGGUACAUCCGAUGCUGUUGCCACAUACAGCUUUGGAGCUAAAAGAUGAGAAAUCAGAAAGGAGAUCUAGAUCACAUGAAAGGCUCCGUUAUGAAGACCCUGUUUUAAGAAACCGAUUGCCAGAGAUGCUGGAAACCAACACAAAACUGCAUUUUGAAGUACCUACAGACAGAAAUGUGAAAUCACACCAAAGUGCAAGUCAUAGUAAAAAUACUGCCAAAAAUGACAAACACAUGUUUGCAGAACUGAGAGAGGAGCAAGAUGUGAAAGGUGAAACAAACCUUACAAAACCCAGUUUUCCUGUUGAAAGCAGUAGUCAAGCAAAUGACCCCACAAAGCACAGGGUGGAACCAGCCUUUCCUCACAGAGAUUUUAUUGUAAUGAGGGAAGAAUGUGGGAGAAAUAAUUUCCAUGAAGUUUAUAACUUCAAGCAAGGCCAGAGUCCACACCCAUCUAUGUUCAACUUAAGAAAAGAGGAGCUUUCAAUAAACCAAAAUAGAGAGAGGCUAACUGUUCCUCCUUCCUCUGUCUUCUUGGAGGCUGCUCAUGGGAAUGAUGGUCUGGGUAUGUCCUUCUGCAAAAUGCCAGAUGAUGCUAAGCAGCUUUGUAUGGGAAACACACAAUCAAGUACUGAAGUCAAUCAGACAUACGCCAAAGAUGGGACUGAGGGUAUAGAACCUAAUGAUGGCAAACUCCUAAAACCUAAGCCAUCUAAACUGGCAAAAAGAAUUGCAAACUCUGCUGGUUAUGUAGGUGAUCGAUUCAAGUGUGUUACAACUGAACUGUAUGCAGAUUCUAGCCAACUCAGUCGAGAACAGCGGGCUCUGCAGAUGGAAGGAUUACAAGAGGACAGUAUUUUAUGUCUACCUGCUGCUUACUGUGAGCGUGCAAUGAUGCGCUUCUCAGAGUUGGAGAUGAAAGAGAGAGAAGGCCACGUAGCAACCAAAGACCCGGAGGUCUGCAGAUUCAACCAAGCAGACUGGGAAAACUUGAAAGGAAAUAAUGAAAAGAAGCCCAAGUCUGUCACUUUGGAAGAUGCCAUUGCUGGGCAAAAUGACAAUGGCAGAUGUGAUUUUCAUAAUACAGAGAGCACCCAAGACCACAGUUUUGAAGCUCCUGAGGACAAAAGUCCUCCAGCAGACAGUUGUUUGGAAAGGCUGACUGUAUAUGAAAAGACAAGAGACCAGUCAACAGAAGAUGUCAACCAGGCUCUUUGCCCAUCUUUGGACAGAAAGCGUAAACAUUCUGGUGAGAAAAUGCAGAAUGAUGGAAGCCUUAAAGAAAACUUUGUAGAGCAACUGGAGGAUGAAUUUGCAUCAAAAGCAAAAAGGAGGAAGAACUCCAAAGAUGACUGGCCUGAGAGGGAAAUGACAAACAAUUCCUCUAACCACUUAGAAGAGCCCAAUUGUAAUGAGGUGACCAACCUGAAGGUGUGCAUUGAAUUAACAGGGCUCCAUCCCAAAAAGCAGCGUCACCUGCAGCAUCUUAGGGAACUGUGGGAGCAGCAGGUGUCACCAGAGAGAUCCCCACCCGGCAAGUUGGGCCGGCAAAGCAGGAAAGAUUUAGCUGAGGCUGUUCAGCCAGAGGCCACUGCAAAGGUCAAAGACUGCACAGAAGAAAGGCACACCAAGAAAAGGUCAGAGGUCAAAAGCAAUAGAAGUUGGUCUGAAGAGUCCCUCAAAACAAGUGACAAUGAACAAGGUAUUCCUUCAUUCCCAGUGUCUCCGCAUAUGAAGAACCUUUCAUCCACCCAUACAAACAGCAAAAGGCAAACUCAGCCAAGCUGUACUCCAGUUUCAAGGUUGGCUGCCAAGCAGCAGAAAAUUAAAGAAAACUGGAAGACAGAUGUGCUGUGCACAGAUGAAGAAGAUUUCCAAGCUGCAUCCCUGCUGCAGAAACACAGCGACUGUGAGAAGCCACCAGGGAAACGUCAGUGUAAAACAAAACAUUUGGCGCUACAGGAGAGGAGGAGGAGGUCAUCCCUGACUGGAGAUGACAUUACUGAUAUUGAAAGCACUGAAGAGAAGCCCUCACAGCUGCAGAUUGCAAGUACCCCUCAGGAGACUACCCCAAGUCGUCCCAUGCCACCAGAAGCCCGAAGGCUUAUUGUCAAUAAGAAUGCUGGAGAAACUCUUCUGCAAAGGGCAGCUCGACUGGGAUACGAGUGGCCGCCAUUGACAUGGAGCAGAGGCAGGGAAAGUUGCAACAUGAUGGCUCCAUGUCUCAUGGAAGUGGUUCUGUAUUGUUUGGAAAACAAAGUCUGUGAUGUAAAUCAUCGUGACAAUGCUGGUUAUUGUGCCCUACACGAGGCCUGUGCCAGAGGCUGGCUGAGCAUUGUGCGACAUCUCCUAGAAUAUGGAGCCGACGUUAACUGCAGUGCUCAGGAUGGAACUAGGCCUAUCCACGAUGCAGUGGAAAAUGAUCACCUAGAAAUUGUCCGAUUGCUACUUUCUUAUGGUGCUGAUCCAACACUUGCUACGUACUCCGGUAGAACGAUUGUGAAAAUGACGCACAGUGAACUAAUGGAAACAUUUCUAACAGAGUAUUUAACUGACCUGCAAGGUCGAGGUGCUGAUGACCCUGGCUUGUAUUGGGACUUCUAUGGCAGCUCUGUAUGUGAGCCAAAAGGGGAGACAGGGUUUGACAUCCUGUCAAAUCCACCUGGGCCAGGCGAUGAGGAUGAAGAUGGCUUUAGUGAUAUCUUUGAGUUUGAAUUCUCAGAUGUGCCUCUCUUGCCAUGCUAUAAUAUCCAAGUGUCUCUUUCUCAGGGACCCCGAAACUGGUUAUUGCUUUCUGAUGUAGCAAAGAAGCUCAAAAUGUCACCCCGGAUAUUCCGCUGCAAUUUCCCAAGUGUAGAAGUUGUGAGCAUCAUGGAGGCAGAAUUUUUCAGACAGGUAUCUUUGAGUCAGCUGUUUUCUUGCCAAAAGGAUUUGGAAGCUUUCAACCCAGAAAGCAAGGAAUUGUUGGACUUGGUAGAAUUCACAAGUGAACUACAGUCUUUGCUGGGAGCCUCACUUGAGUGGUUGCAUCCAGAUGAAGAUAUUGAUCAUUGGUGAACCUCCAGGCAGCUUAAUGUACAGUUCUCUGUAAAGUUAUUUCUUUAUGUAUAUGUGUUCAUGCAGUUGUUUCUAUAAAUAGACAUUGUUAAAUAAGAUACCUUUUCUUUAUAUACAUAUUAUAAAUAUAUAUAUAUAUAAAUUCCAGGUGGGUGGACUUUUGGAAGCUUUUUUUUAGAGGCGUCACUCCGUUUUUACAAAUUGUUAUAUAAUAUUCCUUUAAAUGCACACAAACUUUGGUAUAAAUUUGUUUUUACUUGGAACUUUUUUUUAAAUAAAGACAAUGGCUUUGCUUCACACGAAUCACUGGUUACACAGGAGAUACCAGUCAUAGGUGAUGUGAUCAAAGUCAUAUGGUUGGCUUGGGAGACUGUAUUAGGUAAGGCACUUCAUGAAAUUUUUGUUCUUGUUUACAAAAUUGCCUGCUUUGGCCAGGUAAAUACUAUUGAAUAUAAUUCAAUAGACUGUAAUAUAAAUUAAAACUAUAUCCACGUGCAUCAACUAAUUGUGUGAACUUUUAUAUCUUAAUUUAAAAGAUGUGAAAUUUAGUUUUCACAAGGCAAACUGGAUUGUUUAUAUAUAUAUAUAUAUGUUUAAACAUUUGAUGCUGUUUAUUUAAAAGAAGAUUUUGAACUAUUUUUUCUGUAUCUUGUAAAAUAUUGAAA
Messenger RNA from Rhineura floridana, 6424 nucleotides. It is a transcript of the gene BCOR, whose product is annotated as BCL6 corepressor. The record is from RefSeq and is a predicted model, not a curated record. The transcript is spliced from 16 exons. Gene Ontology annotation, molecular function: protein binding; transcription corepressor activity. Gene Ontology annotation, biological process: negative regulation of transcription by RNA polymerase II. Bases 561 to 5759 code for a protein of 1732 amino acids. Gene Ontology annotation, cellular component: nucleus. Lineage: Eukaryota; Metazoa; Chordata; Lepidosauria; Squamata; Rhineuridae.